CGUGUUGUGUUCCGUCGCCGCAGCCGCCACCCCCCCCUCCCUCACGCCCAUCUCCUUCUUCUCCGUCUAGAAGAUGCCUCGCACCGUCGCACACGCACGCCAAGGCCCAACCACUGCAUAUAAAGCUCACCCUCCCUCCAGCUUCAUCUCCAUGCCCCAUAUUCUGCUCUGUUUUCACUCUGCUUCUCCCUCCUCAAGCUGCACACAGACGCGAGAGAUAGAUAGCUAGCUGAGCUUUGAUCGGACACGUUAAUGGAUCACAUGCACCACGGGCAUGAGAUGAUGAGGAGGCCCUCCUCGGGCCACGAGGCGGCGCUGCGGUCCGUCCAGAAGCCGCCGUCCAAGCCGUGGCGCACCGGCGCGCCGGCGCCGACGCCGCCCAAGGUGUACCGCGUGGAGCCCAGGGAGUUCCGGGACCUCGUGCAGAGGCUCACCGGCGCGCCCGCGGCCAGGCAGCAGCUGCAGCAGCGCGCGGCGUUGGCGCCAGCGCAGCCGGUGCCCGUGCGCGCCGGCGGCGAGGAGGUGGCAGGGCAGAUGUACACGGCGGCGCCGUGGCACUCGCUCUUCCCGCUCAUGGCCCCGGCGGCCCUGCACCCCGGGCUCGACGGCCACCAGCUCAUCUGACCACUGCUCAAGCCCUGAUGCUCUUGUACAUGUACAUCCUUCCUUUUUUACAGGACAAACAUAGCUAGCCCGCGCGUAAAUCUCAAAGGAUGGUAGAAACACACGAACUCUUUAGUCUUGUACUACUCCCUAAUAGUCUACUACUACUACGAGUUCAAGUGUAAUUCCUCCUUUUCCAAAACACAAUAGUAGUUACAAGCAUGCAGGUGUUCUUAUGGUUGCAGUACUCGUUUCACUGUUCAAUGAUGAAACUAA
Molecule: messenger RNA, 879 nt
Organism: Lolium rigidum
Lineage: Eukaryota; Viridiplantae; Streptophyta; Magnoliopsida; Poales; Poaceae
Exons: 1
Coding region: 253-624 (123 amino acids)
Source: RefSeq, a predicted model, not a curated record